AUGACAACCGCUGGCCCCAAUGCGCGAACAGACUCUCAUUUUCUGACGGCCACCCAACCCUUGCAACAUCAUCGACUUGACAACAACAUCAUCAAUCAACAACUUGCGAGCUUGAGCGAUAGCAAUCGUAAACCACGACAGGCGCGCAAGCCAUCCCCUGGCCUUGCUGCACGCCUCAGGGCCUUGGGCUUUGGCAAAAACUCGAAUGGAUCCACGCCGUGUCGCUCCCCUACCCACGAUCGAAUUGGACGGAUCCCUGAGGACCAGAUUCAGAAACUCGACCUCAUUCACCGCGCCAACUCCGUGAAAGCUUUGCAGUCUCCUAGCAUUCACUCGCGCGGACGUGCAUGGAGCGGCACCAGUGGACACCUCACACCUCAAGUUACAGGCGGAAGCUUCACGAGUUACAACGAGAUUCCGCCCAUCGAAUUUCUACCGCAGGCUGAUCUGAGCGUUUUUGAAGAAGGAACACAAUCUCGAGUUGAAUCUGCGGCGAGUGAGCGAGAGGAGGGAAUGAGCACACGUACGGAGGAGAUUGACAUGGACUCGCAGAAGUCCCGGCUGCCUGAACACACCAAUGGGAAUGGGACGCAGGCCAUGUUGGAUACCAAGCAGGCUCACAUCGAGAGAGAUAUACCUCCGGAUGAUGAGACGCCGCCGCCGCCUAUAGCCAAAGACACUCCUCCGGGAGGUACGGCGCCUGGCGAAUUCCAGGCAGAUUCCUCUUCGUACUUCAAUCCAUUUCGGCUCCAGCGGCCGGGCUCUAUCUACACACUCUCCCGGGUUUCCUUUGCCAGCCAAUUGGCUCAAUUGACCUCGCUACAGCUCCCCGAUGCCGAGUCGCUCUCCACAAAGGUUUCCGCCAUCCCAACCUCCGUAGCUGCCUCGAAGGCACUGAUGGGAGCCGCGGAACAAAUCAGGAGUUGGAUAUCGAAGGCAUCCGAAGUAGUAUCAGGUCUUGACGGCGAGGAUGAUGUCGAAUGGGCUGCUGCGGGCGGGAGAGAAGGAUUGGAGGAAGUCGAUAAUGCCAUAGUCAGGUUUACGGAACUCAUUAAUGUUUAUGUUUCAGCAAUCGAAUCGCUACAAUCACGGCCAGACAUAGCUUCAGUCUCUGCCGACGAGCUCAGGAAGGUUGUGCUACAGGUCGAGACCAUCCUCUCCGAGUGGGAGAAUAUUCGACGGACAUUGAAAGGGGUCAAGAACUCUGUAGAGCUUGCCAUGGAAUGGGAGGAGCUUUGGAAUAUCGUCUUGGGAGAUAUUGGAAACGAAAUGGACGUGCUGGCCCGACUGGUAUUCGAGAUGGAGGAGAAGAGACACAGAUCCUUGAUGGCAGAAACAGGUGCAGAUGGGGGAGUGGAUUUGAACGAACUUGAGACCAUAGUAGAAGAGACUCCCCCGUCAAAGACGAAACUGGCUGUGGCCACUCGUUUCAGCGUACCAGGAACAUCAUUCCCGCUUAGUCCAAGCUCCCCUCAUCCUGCAGCCCUUUCAUCUCAGGAUGAUUCAAGCUUGCUGGCUUUAUUUGCAAGAAUGCAGCCUUUACGAGCUUCCCUGGACUUUCUCCCAAUGAGGCUAUCAAAUUUCCAUCACCGAGCAGAAAAGAUAUUUCCUACAGCUUGCCAAGAGCUUGAAACCCGACGGGCUGGGCUAGAGGGCAGCUGGAAGAAUCUUGAAAAGGAUGCUGAAUCUCUUAGAAGAGAGUUAGGCGAAGAUCGUUGGGUUCUAGUCUUCCGAGGGGCUGGUCGACAGGCACAGAAAAUGUAUGAGUCCGUUAAUCGAAGUGUCACCAAGCUCAAGGAGGUAGUGGAAUCCGGAAUUCAUCUUCAGAGCCCAGGUUCGAUGGGUAAGAAGAUUGAAAGUUACGAGGCAAAGAAGAUGCACUAUGGACCGGCUAUUGAGCGUGUCUUGUCCAUCAUCGAGAGGGGAGUGAAAGAUCGCCUUACGGUUAAUGGGGAGAUCUUACGUCUUCAUUCCGAGAUGCAUCGCAAAUGGGAUGCAUUAAAGGAACAGAUGAGCGAGCUUGAUACGAGUCUCGAGGAAAUACAAGCGGACAAGAAGAACCAGCAACUUCGCGACUCGAUUUCGAGCAUGCUCUCGAACGACCGAUCCACGCUUGGAAGCCACUAUGACACUCCAGGCAGCUCGCCAGCCUCUUCGGUGGUGCUGAGUGGUGUUAACAGCGGCGUUGGAGACAUGGCGACACCUGUGAAGAACGGCAAAGUCCGUUCUGGCAGCAGCCUUCCAAAGCCAGGUGCCCGGAGAGUAAGCAACCCUGGUGCAAGCCAGCUGCCUCGAAAGGGGUUGACCAACCGACUUUCGACUAUUGCUGCUCCUGUCACACGUGCCUCUCCUUCACCGGCUUCUUCCAGACAAGGCUCGGCUACGCCAACAGGAAAUCGUCUUCCACGACCAUCGUCGACUCACAACCCGGACGGAAGGCCACGAUGGAACUCGAGUGUUAUCAUUCAAGACAAUUUGACUGGCCAUAACUUCAAGCCCUUGAGCUUGACAACCCCAAGUCCCCAUGUCAGGACCAAGCCACCUUCCGCCCACGCAAACCGCCACCUUUCGGUCGACUCCAAACUACCCUUACGGUCGCCGCUUAGCCGCGAAAAUACGGCUUCGCCCGCACCAGAAAGCACACCCUCACGCAAAUCACAUUCCCGUGCUGGCACCCGCCGCACCAGCCCAGGUCCCUACUCCCAGCAAGUCCUCAGUCAAAACUCGCUGCCUACCCGCCCCCGCAUGCUCACAUCCAAAAGCUCCACGUCCAAUCUCGCGAACUCAACAAACCGACGGGCGUCGUUCCAGCCUCAAGCCAGCGACCCGAAUACCUUCAGCAGUCCUCUUUCGAAAGCUUCAAGACCCAUGAGCUCCCUGGCUACGAACAGACGCGUGAGUCUGCUGCCUCAACCCCGGGGGAGACAGAGCUCGGGCUCGAAUGUCACGGGACGGGAGACUCCGCAGGUGAGAGUUGGGAGCGCCAUGAGAACCAAUAGCCGGAUGGGCACUAGCGGUAAUGGGCAUGAGAAGAAACCGUGGAAGUGA
Molecule: messenger RNA, 3048 nt
Organism: Drepanopeziza brunnea f. sp. 'multigermtubi' MB_m1
Lineage: Eukaryota; Fungi; Ascomycota; Leotiomycetes; Helotiales; Drepanopezizaceae
Biological process (GO): establishment of spindle localization; nuclear migration along microtubule; mitotic spindle orientation checkpoint signaling
Cellular component (GO): cell cortex; mating projection tip; spindle pole body
Source: RefSeq, a predicted model, not a curated record